CCCUACCUGAUCUUCGGCCAUGGUAAGGCCAUUCAUCGGAUGGAGCUCGAUGGGAGUAACCAAAGAAGGCUUGUGGCUGGGGUGGGAAGCUCUAUCCUGCUUGACUUCCAUUUCAGAGAGGAGAGAGUUUACUGGGCAGACAGACAUACCGGGGUCAUCUACAAAGCAUCACUGAGAGGAACACAGAGACAGAAACUGUACUCAUCUGAGAAAAGUAUCUCAGGCCUUGCAGUCGACUGGAUCUGGAACAGUGUCUACUGGACUAGUGAAGGAAAGGGCACGAUUAAGAGAAUGGAUACAAAUGGGAAAAAUGACCACACUCUUUUGAGGCACCUGAACCAACCAAGCUGUAUAGCUGUUGACCCCAGAAACAGGUUUCUAUUUUGGUUGUCUGGUGGGAUGAGUCCAAGUAUCCAGCGGUGUGAUGUAACUGGGCAGAAGACAACCACACUGAUUAAGACAGCAGAGCAACUGAAGGCACUGUCGAUUGACUGGGUGGACAAGAGACUGUUCUGGGUUCAGUUCGGACUUGAGGGACAAAGUGCCAUUGGCUCUUGUGAUUACGAUGGGAAUGUCAUAAACAUCAUAGAUCAGCCACUUCGGUCUCAGUCUUUGGGGAUAUCAGUUUUUCUGGAGCACUUAUAUUACACUGAUGGUGUAUCUCGAGCUAUAAAACAAGUCAACAAGUACACAAGUGGAGAGCCAGUGAAUGUCAACACAAAACGAAUGACAAAACCUCCAGUUGAUAUCAGGGUGGUGCAUCCCCUCAACCAGCCAUUAGCAGACCCUGUAUCACCACUUCCAGGUUGUGAUGAACAGACUGGUAACUGUGUGAAUGUGUGCUCCAGUCCAGAUGAGCAGGGGGUUUGCCAGUGCAGUCAAGGUUUUGCCCCCAGUAAGCAAGGCAAUUAUUGUGAAGAUGUAAAUGAAUGUGCCCUCUGGAACCAUGGCUGCUCUCUUGGCUGUGAAAACCUCCCAGGCUCCUAUUUCUGCACCUGCCCCAAAGGUUAUGCCCUCCUGCCAGACAGGAAAACCUGCCAAGAGAUCAUACCAUGUGAGGGCAAUAUGACUAAAUGUGGCCAUGGAUGCCUGGCCACAGAAGAGGGUGCAGUCUGUGUCUGUCCUGAGGGAUCUAUACUACAGGAAGAUGGACAAGCCUGUACUGGCUGCUCGUCUGCAGACAGAGGGAGUUGCAGUCAGCUCUGUACUCCUGUCACCCCUGGUAGAUGGCAGUGUGGCUGUCUGCCUGGCUACCUGCUCCACAAAGAUGGCAAGCACUGCACUGCCACCGGACCACCACCUUAUCUGCUAGUUGCCAAUCUCGUAGACAUACGACGGAUUCAUCUGAACGGCACUGCUGACCAAACCCUUGUGGAGGAGCCCAGAGGAACCAUCAUAGCUUUGGACUAUGAUCCAGUCCAAAAUAAAGUGUACUUUGCUAGUACAAACCUGAAAACAAUUGAACGUGUUGAUUUGAAUGGUGGCUCAAGAGAAGUUCUGGUCUCUGAGGGUUUGGACUCUCCAGAAGGACUGGCCGUUGAUUGGGUCAACCGCAGGCUGUACUGGACAGAUAAAAGCCAGUCAACUGUUGACUGCAGCGGCUUAGAUGGAUUGAACAGAGAAACUAUUGUAAGCAAAGGGCUGCAGAGACCAAGAGGAAUCACAGUUCAUCCACUGGCAAAGAAGUUGUUCUGGACUGAUAUAGGUGCGCGGCCUGUGGUGGAAAGUGCCUCUUUGGAAGGUAAAGACCGUGUGGUCAUUGCAAGCACCAACCUGGUGUCACCCAGCGGCCUGACCAUUGACUUUACAGAGGAUCGUCUGUUCUGGUGUGACCGAAGCAGAGGGCUGGUGGAGACUGCGGCCUUGGAUGGCUCAGACCGUCGAGUCCUGUUAGAGAACCAAGUAGGUCGACCUUUUGACCUUGCAGUGUUUGAGGACAGGCUGUGGAUCUCUGACUGGGAGCACCAGCACUUGAAGAGUGUACACAAGCGGACUGGGAAGAAAUUGGAACGUAUCCAUGGCAACAUGGUCCAACCAGCAUCCAUCGUGGUGGUUCAUCCCCUUGCUAAACCAGGGGCAGAUGUUUGCCUUCACCAGAACGGAGGUUGCACCCAGGUGUGUGAAAGUAAGCUGGGAUUUGCCAAUUGCUCCUGUCUAUCACACCAUAUUCUAUCAGCUGAUGGAAAAGGUUGCUUGCCUAUCAAUGACUCAAAUGGAACCACAGAAUCUGGAAACAGUGAGUCUGCAGAUAUGAUUUCUCUCAAAAACAAAACACUAAAUGAUGAGAGCACACCCAUGCCAGCUCUCUUCACAGAAAAAAUGGUUGCAGACCAGGAUGAGUGCUACUCGCUCCGCUGUGACGUAAAUGCAGAGUGCCUGCUGGGAGGUGGUAGCCCAACAUGUCGGUGUCUGGAGGGCUUCACAGGAGAUGGACAGUUGUGUGUGGACCUGGAUGAGUGUCUGCUGGGCUUGUCUCUGUGCAGCAGCCAAAGCUCAGAGUGUGUCAAUACAGUCGGUGGAUAUCACUGCCAAUGUAACCCCGGCUUCACAGGAGAAGGCCACCAUUGUACCGAUAUUGACGAGUGUAAGCUGGGGGUGCACAAAUGUGACAAAAAUGCAGACUGCCAAAAUACUUUGGGGAAGUAUCUUUGUAAGUGCCAGGCUGGAUACCAUGGCAACGGACAAACAUGUCAAGCGGUGGAGACGACCUCUCCCUGGGUGACGACCAGCACCCCCGCCAAUGUCAACACCCGUCACAACAGUAACUCAAUAGAGAGCUGCCCCUCCAGCCAUGAUUCCUACUGUCUGUAUGAGGGCAUCUGCUUCUACUUUCCUGAAAUGGAGUCUUACGCAUGCAAUUGUGCGUCAGGCUACGUGGGCGAGCGCUGUCAGUUCAGUGAUCUGGAGUGGUGGGAGCUUCAGCAGGCUGAGCAGGAGAAGAGGAGGAACGUGGUCAUUGCCGCCUGCAUGGUGCUCCUCAUAACCCUGCUCUCCAUCGCCGCCUGCAUCACUUACUGUUACGGAACUAGACGGUUCUUCCAGAAACAGCCAUCGGUGGACAACAUAAGUGAGACUAGUGUGACGGAUGAGAGCAUGUCAGAGACCACCACUGUUAGUACACCUCGGUUCUAUGUGGUGUUGGAAAAUGGAGAGGGGAAAGUCAUUCCUGCCAUGGGUUGUCCCAGGAGAGCUGUCUGUCCAUCCUGCUCCUCAGAGACAGGUGACAACCCUACAUCUGAAGAGAUGGGGACAUUGCCCAAGCACAACCAAGGGUAUGAGUGUUCCACGGUACCUGCCGUUGCCAUGGAGACUGACAAGCCCAGCAUCUAUCCCCUCAAGUCCAUCGACAACCUCAUAUUCCUGGACGACCCUCAGCCCUCGAGCCCCAAGCCCCCUGGUCCCUAGCUCGCAUGAGGCAACAGCACAUCCACACAGCCAAACACUCACAUAAUGUUGGAUGUGUGAAUUGUAUUUUAAAUGUUUCAUCCCAAAAUGAGAUAUCCAACAACAAAAAAAAUAAAUAAACCAAAAAAAAAAAAAGAUCAGAAAAAAUAGACCCAAAAUUUAAAAAAAUUGUAUACCUUUACUAUGCAAUUUAAGAAUCUGUUAACAUUCCUAAAACUACUGUUUGCUUUGUGGAGAUUUUUUGAGAUGUAAUGAUUUAAACCAUGAUGCUGUUUUUAGCACUUCACAUUAAAAGUUGUAGCUGUUCUUGAUACCAUCUAGUGGUCAGAUAAAAUCGCAUAGUGCACAGUUACGUCUACAAAAGUGAAAUAUUGAAGAAUAAACAUAAAUCUGCUUUGUGCCAACCCACAUCCAAAAACACUGCAUUUUGGUAUGAAUCCCUUCUCAUUAUUUUUAACAUUAACAUGAUGCCUUAUGAUAGCAUAUGUAAGUCUUUGUUACAAAGUUCUGUAGUCUGUGCUGUCAGUUGUUGUACAACCUCAUGCAUGCUAAUAUCACACACACAGACUGACCUUUUAGCCAAGUCAUUUCUAGACUUUGAGUGGUAAAAUCUGCUUGACAUUUUGCAAUGAAAAACUGCUUCCAACAGCUUUUGAUAUGCAUAGACAACUCUGUAAAAACAACACAACUUGUCUGCAUAUUGUUAUUGAUCUGUUUGCAAGAGCAGCUUGAUUUCUGUCAGCCUGGGACAUGAAACAUUGAAAUAUUUAGACUUUCAUUUGUGACAUCACUGAAUUUCAAACAUGUUUGAC
Messenger RNA from Myripristis murdjan (pinecone soldierfish), 4217 nucleotides. It is a transcript of the gene egf, whose product is annotated as epidermal growth factor. NCBI's taxonomy places the organism in Eukaryota, Metazoa, Chordata, Actinopteri, Holocentriformes, Holocentridae. Gene Ontology annotation, molecular function: calcium ion binding; Wnt-protein binding; Wnt receptor activity. Gene Ontology annotation, biological process: positive regulation of cell population proliferation; canonical Wnt signaling pathway; positive regulation of MAPK cascade. The transcript is spliced from 24 exons. The record is from RefSeq and is a predicted model, not a curated record. Bases 40 to 3405 code for a protein of 1121 amino acids. Gene Ontology annotation, cellular component: plasma membrane.